Messenger RNA from Heterostelium album PN500, 150 nucleotides. RefSeq lists its product as uncharacterized. The coding region runs from base 1 to 150 and encodes 49 amino acids. Lineage: Eukaryota; Evosea; Eumycetozoa; Acytosteliales; Acytosteliaceae. The transcript has 3 exons. The record is from RefSeq and is a predicted model, not a curated record.
AUGAAAGAAAAUAAUACCGUCAAAGAACAGUUAAAUUUUAAUAAAAUGUACAAGAAUGACAAUCAUAGUAAAUCGACAGAACCAGACCCUGUGCAGGCACCCACUAAACAAGAGAUGAGAGAAUACUAUAAGAUCGAUAGACAAAAAUAA